Molecule: messenger RNA, 2364 nt
Organism: Protomyces lactucae-debilis
Lineage: Eukaryota; Fungi; Ascomycota; Taphrinomycetes; Taphrinales; Protomycetaceae
Product: armadillo-type protein
Exons: 1
Coding region: 1-2364 (787 amino acids)
Biological process (GO): mRNA splicing, via spliceosome
Cellular component (GO): catalytic step 2 spliceosome
Molecular function (GO): protein binding; RNA binding
Source: RefSeq, a predicted model, not a curated record
AUGAUACAUCCAGACAGAAGGCGGCGUCAGGCUACUCCUCCUUCUCGGCAUCAGGAUGCUCACUCUGAUCAUGCUCGACAUGCCAUCCCAAAGUCGAAAAAAGACUCGCCACCGCCAAGGCGUCAACGGUCUCGUUCACCACGGCCAGCUCAUACCAGACCGCAGCGCGUGUCGCUCCAAGACAUUGACCCUGCUCGACGGAGGGAACGCGAACGGCAGCUGCAAGAGAGACAAGCACAAGCACCUGCGGAAGUUGCAAAACAACCUUUCGACCCAAAGGCCGAGUAUGAACGUCUGAUGGAGACACGCGCAGGCGGAACUUAUGUGCCACCGGCCAAGCUUCGCGCACUGCAGGCAGCAUUCUCCGACAAAGGAACGAAGGAGUUUCAGCGAAUCGCUUGGGAGAACUUGAAAAAGGCCCUCAAUGGUCUAGUGAACAAGGCUAAUAAGGCCAACAUCAAGAUCAUUGCGCCGGCCCUCUUCGGCGAAAACAUUGUCCGCGGUCGUGGGCUCUUUGCAAGAAGUAUGAUGAAGGCUCAAGCUGCUGCACUGCCCUUCACGCCAGUCUAUGCGGCUGUUGUGGCCAUUGUCAACACAAAAUUGCCUCAAGUUGGUGAACUCUUGCUCUCAAGACUCAUCCUGCAAUUUCGACGCGCCUUCAAGCGCAAUGAUAAGCCAGUCUGCCUUGCCUCUGUCGCAUUUCUAGCGCAUUUGUGCAAUCAGCAAGUAGCACACGAAAUUGUUGCUCUCCAGAUGCUAGCACUGCUACUGGAACGCCCGACAGAUGACUCGGUAGAAAUCGCCGUGGGAUUCAUGCGUGAGGUUGGCGCAUUUCUGGCAGAAGUAUCACCAAAAGCAAACAAUGGCGUCUUUGAGCGAUUUCGGUCCAUUCUGCAUGAAGCGGAAAUUGACAAACGCGUGCAGUACAUGGUCGAAGUGCUCUUCCAGGUGCGCAAGGAAAAGUACAAGGACCAUCCAAUCGUGGAGCCUGAGCUCGACUUGGUCGAAGAAGAGGAUCAAAUCACACACUACAUCAGCCUCGACGACGAGCUCGAUGUUCAAGAUCAUCUGAAUGUAUUCCAAUACGAUGAGCAGUACGAUGAGAAUGAAGCCAAAUACGCGGAACUGAAGAAGGAGAUUCUAGGUGAUGACGAAGAGGAAUCAGGAAGCGGAGAGGAAGAUGAAGCCGAGGACGCAGAUGCUGCUGUUGAAGAAGAACGCCAGCUCGAGAUUCAAGACGAGACUAACACAAACUUGACGAACCUCAGGAGGUCCAUUUACUUGACCAUCAUGUCUUCGGUCGACUAUGAAGAAUGCACGCACAAACUCAUGAAGCUCAAGCUGCAAGCUGGACAAGAGCAAGAGCUGUGCAAUAUGAUUGUCGAGUGUUGCUCUCAAGAGCGAUCCUACACGCGCUUCUACGGACUCAUUGCUGAACGCUUUUGCAAGCUCAAUCGACGCUGGAAAGAGUGCUUCACGACAGGCUUCACCAACUACUACGACACGGUGCAUCGUUACGAAACCAACAAGUUGCGCAACAUUGCCAAAUUGUUUGGCCACCUGCUUGCAGAAGAUGGACUCGAUUGGGAUGUGCUCGCUUGCGUCCACCUCAAUGAGGAAGAAACGACAUCGUCAUCUCGCAUCUUCAUCAAGAUCCUUUUUGAAGAAUUGACAGCGGCUCUGGGAUUGAAGAAGCUUGCCGAGCGCUUUUUACAACCGCAAUUGCAGAGUUCUCUGAACGGUCUUUUCCCCAAAGACGGCGAUGCCAAGAAGACACGUUUCGCCAUCAACUACUUUACGUCCAUUGGCCUAGGUCUGCUGACUGAAGAUAUGCGUGCCUACCUGCUCGCCAUGCCAAAGCCAGCGCCCGUGCGAGCCGCUUCGCCAAGUGAUUCUUACAGCUCACGGUCGGGCUCCUACUCCUCUUACAGCAGUCGAUCGCGGUCAUACAGCUCGAGCAGCCGAUCGCGCUCUGUGUCGAGAAGUUCGCGUUCUUCAAGCUCACGCUCUCGCUCUCGCUCUCGCUCUCGCUCUCGCUAUCGAAGUAGAAGCAGAGAUCGACGCCGUGGCUGCUCAUCUUCUCGUUCACGCAGUCGAAGUCGAAGUCGGCGUCGAAGUCGAGGACGUAGCGCAAGCCCCCCACGCCGUGAUCGACGGAGAUCGUCUCCUGAGCCGUCAAGGGGAAGGGUCUCUACUUCACAACGUCGCCGCAGUCCGAGUUACAGCAGCAGGUCACGUUCGCCGUCGCGUCGGCGCUCUGAUGCCGUCAGAGGAAGGUCAAGGUCGUCUGACUCGAGACGAAGCCGGUCGCGCACUCCAAAAACAAGGCAGACAGCUCGCAGUGGUGGCCCUGGUGGGCGAUAA